AUGGGUGGAAAGAAUGGGAAAGGAAGCUUCGCGGAAGUUUCCUGGGGUCAGGGGGUGCGCGGCUCGGGACGGCCUCUUGCCAAAACUCCUGCCAAGCCAAGUUACAAUCGAUGGAGCGAUUCAGGCACGAGUGCACCUACAGAGGACGCUUAUAAGGAGGACAGGAAAAUUACAGCCAGUGAGCUGCUAGUGAAGGCUCUGAGGGAAUCCCAUGUGGACCCUGAUGAUGCUUAUGCAGCAGCACUAUCAGCUGUAGCCGCUGCUGUGUCUGCUGCCACUGCUGCCGCUGGUGCUGCCGCCGCUGCUGCAGCUGCAGCUGUGAGCUAUUCGCAACCAAGGGAGGCGGCAGCAGCGGCUGCUGCGGCUUCCACUGCUGCCGAGGCUGCUGCUGCUGCUGCUGCUGCUGCUCUGCUCGCUCCCAGGCAGUCUGUGGCUCGGGCCGUUGCUGCUGCUGCAGCCCGUAUGUCAGAACCUGGUGACAUUAACAGCCCUUCUUGCGACCAGUGUUCUGGUGGCAACUCUUCAGGAGAUCAUUCUGGUAGUGGUGGUGGGCAGAACUGCUCGUGUCAGGGGGCUAAGGAGAGCAGUUCUGGUGGUAAGGACAGCAAUGGGGAAGCGAGGCAGGUGAAGGCAGCAGCAACGCACAGCAGCACGAGUAAGCAGGUCCGAUCGGAUCAGACAAAUCAACCACAGGGCAGCAGCAACACAGGGAAGGGCAGCGAGGGGAAGAAGAUCCGACCGUCGAUGAGCCUACCAUCUGGUAAAGGCUUCACCGUUAUUGCUGCUAAGGACGCACCCUGGCGGCUGUCGAGACAGAACACUGCUGCAGCAGGCAAAUCCGCCCUAGCAGCCGUAGCAGCCCAAGCAGUCACAGCAGUUACGGAAGGCGAGAGCACAGUGGGUGCACUUCCAGAGGGGCAUUCCCCUGUGCUUCCAGCAGAGGCGAGAACGGGGCAGGUGGUUGCGCGGCCAAGCAGCGCAACGCCCAUCACCAGAGCUGCCUCCUCUCUCCUUUCCCCUGCCACACGGUCUGCACUCGCUUCUCCCAGCCCUCGCAGUCGCGCCAUGCCACGCUCCCCCCUCUCACCGCUCUCGCCCCCUUGGCCCAUCUCAUCUACCUCCUCCGCCUCUGCUCUCUCUGCUUCCAAACCCCCGCCUGGUGGCACCGUUUCAACCCCCACCCCGGGUCACUCUGUUCCAAAGUCAUUCUCCGAUCGCAACCUUGCACCACUCUCUACUUCUCCAAACCGCUCCACUGGCAACCUUGCACCGCUCUCCACCGCUCGAAACCACAACAGGACGCUGAGUCUGGCCCGGUCCGUUCCCGCGAGCCCACGCGAGCCGAGAUCGAGGGAUGGGAGAGAACGUGGAGAGCUGGAAGGAGUUAACUCGUCUGAAAUCCUGAUCGUGUGA
This is a messenger RNA of Closterium sp. Yama58-4, 1413 nucleotides long. Lineage: Eukaryota; Viridiplantae; Streptophyta; Zygnematophyceae; Desmidiales; Closteriaceae. The record is from the annotation of a GenBank genome assembly.